Messenger RNA from Arabis nemorensis, 9471 nucleotides. The record is from the annotation of a GenBank genome assembly. NCBI's taxonomy places the organism in Eukaryota, Viridiplantae, Streptophyta, Magnoliopsida, Brassicales, Brassicaceae.
AUGCUUUUUGAUUGGUUGUUGAAUGAAGCCCCAACUCUGCUGCAGUUGCACAAGUGGGAACCUUCUCAAUUGCAACUCAAGCUAUCAGAAUUUCGUGAGGCUUUUAUUUCUCCGUCGAGGCAGAAGUUGUUAUUACUCUCGCAUCACUCUGAAGCUUUACUGCUUCCUCUGAUUACAGGCAGUGAGGUUUCGGAAAGCUGUCGUAAUGAAGAGUCGAAUAGUCCUACAUGCUCUCCGUCCGCUUCAACUGGUGGGUCAGACCGAGAGAAUAUUGCAUCUCCUUCUGGAUCAGGAGUUGGUUCUGGUGUAGAUAAUUGCAGUUCUAGUUGCAAUAGUUUUCCUUUUAUUUUUGAUGCAAAGUCUGUUACUUGGGGUACUUGUGGGGAUACCUACAAUCGGCAUAAAGAUCCUUUGUUUAGGGAAUUGUUGUUUGUAUCUGGAAAUCAUGGUGUUACGGUCCAUGCUUUUUGCCGUUUCAAAGAUUCAAGUGACAGAGCCAAAGACAAACCAAAUGGUGAGCUGAGGCAUGGGAAGUGGGUUGAAUGGGGACCUUCUAGGCUAAAUCAGAAAUCAGAACACGAACGAGUCUCUUCUUUUGAUGGUUCAAAGCAGUGGAUGCAAUCUUUUUUAGUUGAUGUGGAAACCACUGAGAUCGAGGGUAUAAGACAGUCAAGGUUCCCUGAGAAGUCAGUGUUUCCUGGUUCUGCAGAGGUUGUUUCAUUCAGCAUAUUUGAUGGUGAUUUACCUUUCUCGAAUCUUCUUGUCCAAGACAAUUCCAUACUUCAGAAGGGUAAUAUGCCUGAGGAAGGGAAUGUCGACAGUUUUCUCAUAGCUUCAGAUGAAAAAUCUCGAGCUGAUAUACCAAUAGAAAAUGCCAAUGUAAACAGUUUGUACAGGUGCACCAAAGUUUUCUCCAGCGAUUCACAUUUUCUUAUCGGGUUUCUUAUGGAGUUAUCUAAACUUACAAGCAAUGAAAAUGAAAGAAGCAACGGUAAGAGCGUUAUCUUUGUUGCCCAGCUGUUUAGCUGGGGGAUGGAAUGGGUUUCCCUUGUGAAGUUUGGGGAAUCGAGUAUUGGACCUACAAUCGAGUGGGCAGAUUUCCGGCUAUCUGAUAAAUUUGUUAUCUGCCUCAGUGUUUCUGGUCUAAUCUUUCUAUAUGAUGUGAAAUCUGGGGAUUGUUUUGCUCAUCAGGAUAUUUUACAGACAUGUGGUCGUGGAUUGCAUUCUUCAUCUGAUAUGCAAGAAGCAACUGCAGAGUCUGAUCAACGAAGUGAUUGUCAAAGUCUUGCUCCAUCCAUGCCUGAGUCUCACAUUGUUGGUUCAGCAGACAGAAGAAAGUUUAGAAAGCUUAUUGUGGCUUCUCAUACAUCACUCAUAGCUGCAGUUGACGAAAAUGGUUUGGUAUAUGUGUUAUCUGUUGAUGACUUUGUUUCCAAGGAAUACCACAUGUCAGUGGAAUCUAUUCCUUAUUUACGUCAUUUUGGGCUUGGAACUCUGGUUGGGUGGAAAAUCGGUGGCAUGGACAUUGGGCAGCAAAAAGUGCACCACCCUAACUGCUCUGGCUCUCGAGGCGAAGAUGCUUUAUCCAGGUGUGAUCUUGGCUUUGCUGGUUCUGAUAUUUUAAUGUCUGAUCCAUGUUUGGAAAGACAACAUAGCAAUUUUGAUCGAAGAGCUGGUUACUCUGGUUCAUGGCUGAGUGGUUUUUCUGGUCAGCCUAAAACAAAUGUUCUGAGGCGUGAAAACUUCCAAAGAGACUCCCAUGUCACACGGAAGACGUUUCUAUCCACCGAAAAAUUAGGAUUGGAUGAUAGUAUAUGUUUUUCUCCAUUGGGAUUCAUUCAUUUCUCUAGAAAGCACACCAAAAAGGAAGAUCAAAGUUGUAAGAUUUUUCAUUAUAGUCUGCAGACGCAUAUAACUGCAAGAGAUGAUAGUUAUUUGAAUUACGAUGACAACAAGAUUUCUAUUCAAGGCGCGAAAGAAAUUUUCACAGGAGAAUCAGUUGGUUGCUCUUUCCAAGGAUUUCUUUAUUUGGUGACUUGUAGUGGUCUUUCAGUUUUUCUCCCUUCCAUCUCAAUAACCUUGAAUUACCCAACUGUUGAGGCCAUUGAAUAUCUGCAACCACCCCAAACCACUGUCGUGGGAUGCCAGGGAAGAGGCGAUUUGAGAACAGGGGAAUUACGUUUUCCUUGGCAAGUUGAGGUCAUAGAUAGAGUUAUCUUGUUUGAAGGCCCUGAAGCUGCAGAUCGUUUGUGCUUGGAAAAUGGUUGGGACCCAAAAAUUGCUCGUUUACGCCGACUGCAAAUGGCGUUGGACUACUUAAAAUAUGAUGACAUCAACGAGUCUUUGGAGAUGCUUGGUAAUGUGAACCUGGCAGAAGAAGGCAUGCUAAGGGUUCUCUUUUCUGCUGUGUAUCUGUUGUCGCGCAAGAAUAGAAACGAUAAUGAGAUUUCUGCUGUAUCUAGGCUCCUUGCAUUGGCUGCAAGGUUUGCGACUGAGAUGAUUCGCAUAUAUGGGUUACUUGAAUAUCAGAAAGAUGGAUACAUGUUGGACAGCAAACCUAAGACACAAAUACUUUCACUUCCGCCAAUUUCACUGCAUAGCGAUGUAAUUGAAAAUUCAAGGAGGUUGUCAGAGAUGGGUUAUCUUUUGGAGAUCACCCGGAACUUUCAGUCCCGUAUUUCCAGAAAAUUUAAGAAGCUAGGAAAGGGAAAGAAUGAGAAGUCGUUGAACCUGGUAGACCCAAAUUCUUUGCAGGAUGAUUCUCAGCUUGAAGUUGUUCCAGACGCAGCAUCUGCGGAGUCAAGACAAGUUGACACAUAUACAUUCGAUACCGAUGAGGAGCUUGCUUUGACGCCUAUGGGUAUGAUGACAGCCAAAGCUGGUCAGCUCAUUGACGAAAUAAAUAGGGUACCCCAAGGGGUAGUUGCAGAGAAGAAAGUUCUUCCUCUUGAAAAUCCCAAGGAGAUGAUGGCUCGUUGGAAGACUAAUAAUUUGGAUUUGAAAACGGUGGUUAAGGAUGCCUUGCUCUCCGGUAGACUCCCUUUAGCUGUUCUUCAAUUGCAUCUUCAACAUUCUAAAGACGUGGUUGAAAAUGGAGAGCAUCAUGAUACAUUUACUGAAGUUCGUGAUAUUGGAAGAGCUAUUGCUUAUGACCUAUUUAUGAAGGGCGAACCUGGGGUUGCCAUUGCAACUCUACAAAGGCUCGGAGAGGAUGUUGAAGCGUGUCUCAAUCAGUUGGUAUUUGGCACAGUGAGGAGAUCUCUUCGAUAUCAAAUUGCUGAAGAAAUGAGAAAACAUGGUUUCUUAAGACCAUAUGAAGACAAUGUGCUGGAGAGAAUAUCUCUUAUCGAGAGGCUGUAUCCUAGCAGCCACUUUUGGGAAACAUAUCUUGCUCGUCGAAAGGAACUCCUGAAAGCUACAGUACCUUUUGACUCCAGUAGAAUUAGCUUGCACCUUGGGGGGUCGUCUUUGUUCCAGGAUCUCGAGAUUGAGUGUGGUGAGGUUGAUGGUGUUGUUCUAGGUUCUUGGACAAAAAUCAAUGAGAGUGCAUCUGAGCAUGCACCUGAUGAAACCGAUGCAAUUGCUGGCUACUGGGCUGCAGCAGCUGUGUGGUCAAAUGCUUGGGAUCAGAGAACAUUUGAUCAUAUAGUCUUGGAUCAGCCUUUACUCAUGGGUGUUCAUGUUCCAUGGGAUUCCCAGCUGGAGUAUUAUAUGUGUCACAAUGAUUGGGAUGAAGUCCUUAAGCUGUUGGAUGUCAUUCCUGAGGAUCUUUUAUAUGAUGGAAGUUUACAAAUUGCUUUGGAUGGUCCAAAGCAGUCUUCUGGUGUAAAUCAUUCAGUUUCUUCCCGUAGCGAGUAUAUAUGCUCCAUCGAAGAAGUGGAUGCUGUACUUAUGGAUGUUCCUUAUAUCAAGAUAUUUAGGUUGCCUGGAGAUAUCCGGUGCUCCAUGUGGCUAACAACACUUAUGGAGCAGGAACUUGCAAGAAACCUUAUAUUUUUUAAAGAAUAUUGGGAGAACGCUCUAGAUGUAGUAUAUCUUCUGGCUCGGGCAAGUGUCAUCCUUGGUAAUUGCGAAGUUUCGUUUAAGGAGGAAUCUUCUAGGCCAUCCCUAGAUCUUUGUUUGUCCAGAAAGGAUCGAGGAGCAAAUGUUGAUACCCUGAAUGCUGUACACAAGCUAUUCAUACAUUAUUGCACACAAUAUAAUCUGCCAAACCUUCUGGAUCUGUACCUUGAUCAUCACGAAUUGGUCCUAGAUAAUAAUUCACUCAGUUCAUUGCAGGAAGCUGUUGGUGAUUCUCACUGGGCAAAAUGGUUGCUGCUCUCCAGGGUCAAGGGCCGGGAGUAUGAUGCUUCAUUUUCAAACGCACGCUCAAUUAUGUCAUGUGAGGCGACACCAAAUGGUGAACUCAGUGUUCCAGAUAUUUAUGAAAUUGUUAGUACUGUUGAUGAUAUUGCCGAAGGGGCAGGAGAAAUGGCAGCUUUAGCAACUAUGAUGUGUGCUCCGGUGCCAAUUCAAAAUUCCUUGAGUACUGGCAGUGUGAACAGGCACAGUAACUCUUCUGCGCAGUGCACAUUGGAAAAUUUGAGAUCAUUUCUUCAGAGAUUCCCCACCUUAUGGAGUAAUCUUGUUACUGCUUGUAUUGGAGAAGAUAUUUCUGGUAACCUUUUGCGGACCAAGGCUAAGAAUGCGUUGUCAGAGUAUCUGAAUUGGCGUGACGGUGUAUUCUUCUCAACCGCACGGGAUACCUCACUCCUGCAGAUGUUGGCUUGUUGGUUUCCUAAAGCGGUUCGUAGAUUAGUUCAGCUUUAUAUCCAGGGACCUCUUGGAUGGCUGUCUCUCUCAGGAUAUCCUACAGGGGAAUAUCUACUGCACAGAGGUGUUGAGUUCUUUAUAAAUGUGGACGAUUCGACUGAGAUAAGUGCCAUAUCUUGGGAAGCAAUCAUCCACAAGCACAUCGAAGAGGAACUUCAUCACAAAAAAACUGAGGGAACUGAGCUUGGACUUGACCACUUCCUGCACCGUGGACGGCCACUCGCAGCUUUUAAUGCUUUCCUUGAACAUAGAGUUGAAAAGCUGAAGCUGGAAGAUCAGUCUGGCUCUUCUAUACACGGACAAAGAAAUAUGCAGUCAGAUGUUCCGAUCCUACUUACACCUCUGACACAGAAUGAUGAGUCACUUCUUUCAUCUGUCAUACCACUUGCUAUCACACAUUUUGAGGAUUCUGUGUUGGUGGCUUCGUGUGCUUUCCUUCUUGAGCUUUGUGGUUUGUCUGCCAGCAUGCUUCGGAUAGACGUGGCAUCCUUGAGAAGGAUAUCAUCCUUGUAUAAGUCAAAUGAUAGCGCGGAUAUGGCAAGACAAAAAUCACUUAAGGGUUCUAUGUUUCAUGCGGUAUCUAGUGACGGUGAUCUAAUGGGGUCACUAGCUAGGGCCCUUGCUAACGAAUAUGCUUAUCCUGAUAUUUCAAGUGUCUCUAAGCAAAAACGUACUCCAAACAGUAUUUCUGGUACUCAACCCAGUCUUCCGCUAAUGCUUGUUCUUCAUCAUCUGGAACAAGCUAGUCUUCCAGAGAUCGGAGUAGAUAGAAAAACAAGUGGAUACUGGCUGUUUACAGGAGAUGGUGAUGGGUCUGAACUGCGGUCUCAGCAGACAUCUGCUAGCUUGCAUUGGAGUUUAGUUACUCUUUUCUGUCAGAUGCAUAAGAUUCCUCUGAGCACGAAAUACCUUGCCAUGCUAGCAAGAGACAAUGAUUGGGUUGGAUUCUUAUCUGAGGCGCAGCUUGGAGGAUACCCAUUUGAUACGGUGCUCAGUGUGGCAUCAAAUGAGUUUGCUGAUCAACGUUUAAAAGCUCACAUACUGACCGUUUUGAGAUAUGCCAACACAAAAAAGAAAGCUACCAUUUCGUACUCAGAUGACACAAGCAGAGGUUUCACAAGUUCCUUUGCAGAGGAUGGAGCUUAUGUCUCUGCUGAACUCUUUCGCAUUUUGGCUUACUCUGAGAAGCUAAAGAAUCCUGGGGGCUACCUUUUAUCGAAAGCUAAGGAGCUAUCAUGGUCUAUUUUGGCUCUCAUAGCAUCAUGCUUUCCAGAUGUUGCUCCCAUAUCAUGCCUAACAAUUUGGUUGGAAAUUACCGCAGCCAGGGAAACGUCGUCUAUAAAGGUGAACGAUAUAACCACGAAAAUAGCAGAAAAUGUAGCAGCAGCCGUUCUAUCUACAAAUUCAUUGCCAACGGAUGCUAGAGGUGUCCAGGUUCAUUACAAUAGGAGGAAUCCUAAACGAAGACGACUUAUUGCACAUUCAUCCAUGGAUUCAUGGGCUUCAGCUAAUAGUUUAAGUACCUCUGCUGGUAAAACUUGUUCUCACAGAACAGAAGCUGCAGAAGAUGAAAAAGCUGAAGAUAUCAGUGUUACUGAUGAUUCGCCCGAUGAGCAUGCGUCUCUUUUAAAAAUGGUUGCAGUGCUUUGUGAACAACGCUUGUUUCUUCCUCUGCUAAAAGCUUUUGAAUUGUUCCUCCCUUCCUGCUCUUUACUGCCAUUUGUCCGUGCUCUUCAGGCAUUUUCUCAAAUGCGCCUGUCUGAAGCUUCAGCACAUCUGGGUUCUUUUUGGGCUAGAGUUAAAGAUGAAUCAAUGCAUUUUCAAUCAAAUACAGCCAAAGAUGUCAAUUUUGGGGCAUCUUGGAUCAGUAAAACAGCUGUUAAAGCUGCUGAUGCUGUUUUGUCAACUUGUCCAUCUCCAUAUGAGAAAAGAUGCUUGCUGCAACUCCUUGCUGCUACUGAUUUCGGUGAUGGGGGAUUUGCGGCAACAUAUUAUCGACGUCUUUAUUGGAAAGUUAAUUUGGCUGAGCCAGCACUCAGUUGGGAGAAUGAUCUUGAUUUAGGAAAUGGGGCUCUGGACGAUGGCGCUCUUCUGACAGCUUUAGAGAAGAACAGGCAGUGGGAGCAAGCAAGAAACUGGGCCAAGCAACUUGAAACCAUUGGUGCCCCCUGGACAUCCUCUGUUCAUCAUGUUACUGAAACACAGGCAGAAUCCAUGGUUGCAGAAUGGAAAGAAUUCCUUUGGGAUGUUCCAGAAGAGAGAAUCGCAUUAUGGGGUCACUGCCAAACUCUGUUCAUCAGAUACUCUUUCCCUGCUUUACAGGCAGGUUUAUUUUUCCUUAGGCACGCAGAAGCAGUGGAGAAAGAUCUCCCUGCAAGAGAGAUCUAUGAGCUGUUACUGUUAUCCCUUCAGUGGUUGAGUGGGCUAACAACCUUGUCGCACCCGGUUUAUCCUUUGCAUCUUCUGCGAGAAAUCGAGACUAGAGUGUGGCUAUUGGCUGUAGAAGCAGAAGCACAUGUGAAAAACGUAGGAACAUUUAGUCCGAGUAGUAAUGGAAAAGACAUGGCAAAUGGAAAUAGUUCAAAUCUUAUAGACCGAACUGCAAGUAUCAUAACAAAAAUAGACAGCCAUAUUUCUUCAGCAACAAAAAACAAAAUUGGAGAAAAGCAUGACUCGAGGGCCCCUGGCCAAGCACAUCAAAGGAACCAAGACACAAGCACUUCAAUAUUUGGUGCCAGUACAAAGCCCAAGAGGAGAGCAAAAGGAAAUGUCCCACAAAGAAGACAUUUUGUGGAUUCUUCAGAUAGGAAUACUGAUUUUGAAGAUUCUUCAUCUCGUCAAAACAUCAAAAGCGAGUUCCAGCUUCAAGAGGAAAGCACGGGUUUGGAGAUAUCCUUAUCGAAGUGGGAAGAAAGUAUAGAACCUGCGGAGUUGGAAAGAGCUGUUCUGUCUUUACUGGAGUUUGGACAAGUGACAGCCGCAAAGCAGCUCCAACUUAAGCUUGCUCCAGGAAAUAUACCUUCUGAGCUGAUAAUCCUGGAUGCUGUUAUGAAGCUAGCAAUCCUUUCUACGCCGUGCAGUCAAGUACCAUUGUCAAUGUUGGAUGAUGAAGUUCGUUCUGUCAUUCAAUCACACAGUCUAAAAAUAGACAAACCUAUGAUUGAACCGCUGCAGGUUUUGGAGAGUCUAUCGAACAUUUUAAAUGAAGGCAGUGGACGUGGGCUGGCAAGAAAAAUCAUCGCAGUUAUAAAAGCUGCUAACAUACUGGGCCUUACAUUCACCGAGGCAUAUCAAAAACAGCCAAUAGAAUUGUUACGAUUGCUUUCUCUUAAAGCACAAGAUUCCUUUGAGGAAGCAUGUCUCCUUGUCCAAACACAUUCCAUGCCCGCUGCUAGUAUUGCUCAGAUACUUGCAGAAUCCUUUUUAAAGGGUUUACUGGCAGCUCAUCGUGGAGGAUAUAUAGAUUCUCAAAAGGAGGAAGGCCCUGCUCCGCUUUUGUGGAGAUUUUCAGACUUUUUGAAGUGGGCGGAGCUUUGUCCAUCUGAACAAGAAAUUGGUCAUGCCUUAAUGCGUCUUGUGAUUACUGGGCAGGAAAUACCACACGCGUGUGAGGUUGAGCUACUUAUUCUGUCUCAUCACUUCUACAAGUCAUCCACGUGCCUUGAUGGAGUUGAUGUUCUUGUGGCACUUGCUGCCACUAGGGUCGAGGCUUAUGUUGCCGAGGGCGAUUUCUCAUGCCUGGGUCGUCUAAUAACUGGAGUCGGAAACUUUCGUGCUCUUAAUUUCAUUCUCAAUAUUCUAAUCGAAAAUGGGCAACUCGAUCUUUUACUACAAAAAUUUUCUGCUGCUGCUGAUGCAAACACUGGCACUGCCCAGGCUGUCAGAAGUUUCCGGAUGGCUGUUCUGACCUCGUUGAAUCUCUUUAACCCAAGUGACCAUGAUGCAUUUGCAAUGGUAUAUAAACACUUUGACAUGAAGCAUGAAACGGCUGCUUUGCUAGAGGCACGUGCAGAUCAGGCUGCACAGCAGUGGUUUCAACGGUACGACAAGGAUCGUAAUGAAGAUCUCCUUGAUUCCAUGCGCUAUUACAUUGAAGCUGCUGAAGUUCACACUUCAAUUGAUGCUGGAAACAAAGCACGAAAGGCUUGUGGUCAGGCUUCACUUGUCUCCCUUCAAAUAAGAAUGCCAGAUUCCAAGUGGCUCUGUUUAUCUGAAACAAACGCCAGAAGAGCACUUGUUGAUCAAUCACUUCCAAGCGAAUGGGCGCUUGUACUUUGGAAUCUAAUGCUCAAACCCGAACUAGCGGAAGAGUUUGUGGCUGAAUUUGUAGCGGUGCUUCCUCUCCAGGCUUCAAUGCUUCUGGAACUGGCUAGAUUCUACAGAGCAGAAAUGGCAGCUCGAGGCGACCAAUCUCAAUUCUCAGUCUGGCUCACAGGAGGAGGUUUACCAGCUGAGUGGGCCAAAUACAUGUGGAGAUCAUUCAGGUGUUUGUUGAAGAGAACACGGGACUUGAGGUUACGGUUACAGCUUGCUACAACAGCGACAGGAUUCUCUGACAUGGUCGAUGCRUGUAUGAAUGCGUUGGAUAAGGUCCCGGAAAAUGCCGGACCACUUGUACUCAAGAAAGGACAUGGAGGAGGAUACUUACCACUCAUGUGA